Molecule: messenger RNA, 1044 nt
Organism: Lactuca virosa
Lineage: Eukaryota; Viridiplantae; Streptophyta; Magnoliopsida; Asterales; Asteraceae
Source: the annotation of a GenBank genome assembly
AUGGGGCUGAACUUUAACUUUUCCAAGAAGAAAUCCUUCUCUGUAACGUCCGGCGAUCGGUGUCUUCUGUCCGGCAAGGCUUCACGACCUAAGUUUCGGAACUCUGCUGAUAAAAUUGCAUUUGCUAUCCACUCGAUCUUCCUGGCAAGUGGCUACAAUCUCAACGCCACCGGUCCCCCGGCAUUUACCGACGACGCUCUUGCCGCUACUGUUUCUGAUGAAGCAGAGAUUGAGGGGUGGAAUGAAGUUGAAGACAAUUAUGCUUUUGUUUACUCGAGCCCUGAAGUGGCUUCCAAGAAAGUGCUUGUUAAGUGCCUUACCAUGAACAACCAGUUGCUUGUGGACGCUUUAGCUGCAGGUUCAUCCAAUCCCGCUCAUGUCGAGAUCAAAAUUGAUGAUUUCAUUGGUGAAAGUGAUGACACGAAAUACAGUUCACAGUAUAAAAACUUGGGUAAUCUAGUGAAUUGCAUCAACAAAGAUGUCAUUUCCAAAUUGAAUGGUUCUUCAACAGCAAGCACAUCCAAUGCAACUACAAGUUCUAAGCAAAGCAUUCAAGACAAUGAUAACGAUCAGCCUAGAACUGGACCUUUUGGACUUCAAGAUCCUCGUGCGCCUUAUCAUCCUUCAGGGGUAGUUAUGCCUCCUGUUUAUCCUAGCAUUGGUGGGGGUGAUCUUUAUCCACAACCUGGUGCAGGAAUGUACCCUACAAGGGGUGGUUUUGGAGAUGGUGGAAUGCUUGUUGGGCCAAACGAUCCAAGAUUUUUUGGUAGUAUUGGUGGAGGACCAAUGGGUUUCCCAGGAGGACAACCUGGUGUGCCACCUGGUGCACGGUUUGAUCCAUUUGGUCCACCAGAUGUUCCUGGGUUUGAGCCAAAUCGAUUCGCUAGGAACCCACGUAGGCCACCAGGUGGGACCCAUCCAGAUUUGGAGCACUUUGGGAAUGAUUCAGAUUUCAUAUAAAAGGGAAUGAUCUUGGAAGGGUUUUUAUCGUCUUUUCAUGGGUUUCUAGAUGGUUAUGGUACAUGAAGAUGGUUUAUAAAUUUU